UUAUAUGAUAUACCGUCAACCAACCCUUUACCGUUAUAAGUCUUACCAAAGUUUCUACCUUUACACAUAAUCACAAUCUCAGAUUAGGAUCUCUCUUAUUUCGUACCAGCUUUACCGAAGAGAUAACAAACUCCGAACACAAAUAUACGAAGGACCCUAGGAACAUGAAAGAGAUACCGCUGUUGGCUGCACUCCUUGCUCUCUCUAACACCUGUACAGUCAAUGGUCUGUAUUGUCUGGAGUGCAGAGAUGCCAUAUCCCCUCGCCAUUGCCACACCGUUAAACGUUGUUAUCCUGGAGAGGUGUGUUAUGUAGAAAAAGAGCAGACCAUUAAUGGAUUGGACACGUAUAACAUGGGAUGUUACAGUCCACAAAUUUGUAACUCAACGCGAUCAGGCACAAACUGCAUAGAAUGUUGCACCACUGACGCAUGUAAUAUGCUGGGAUGCAACCAUCAAGGUCAUCCUCAAAACCUGGGACUUUUGUGCUUUGGCUGCCAGCAAACCUUAAACCCCUCCCUUUGCGACCGCAUAACAGAAUGUACCCUGGACCAAAUUUGUCAUUUGAAAGAAAUUCAUGAGUAUGGCGAUGUAUAUUAUUCAUCCGGCUGUGCCAACAAACAUGUGUGUUCAGACAAACUGCCCGAUAUCUUUGGUCGUAGAUCGUCAGAGCUCUGCCAGCAAUGUUGUUCCUCAGAUCUCUGCAACAAUGGAUGUUAUUCAACCACAAGCGUACCAUCAACAACAGCAACAACGACAGAAGCAACAUCAAUGACAACACAUAUUAAAACACAAACAACACGAAUCACUACACCAUCAAAUCCAACGACACCAACUCCAACGACACCAACUCCAACGAUACCAACUCCAACGAUACCAACUCCAACGACACCAGCCCCAACGAUACCAACUCCAACGAUACCAACUCCAACGACACCAAAUCCAACGACACCAGCCCCAACUACAAUACAAAUGACAACACAUGCGCAGUUGUAUAUCGACUGUUUAGAAAUAUACCAGCAUCAUCAGACAUCAUCCGGUGUCUAUACAAUACAUCCUUGGGGUUUACUGGAUCGAUCUGCAGAUGUGUAUUGUGACAUGGACACGCAAGGAGGUGGAUGGACGGUGAUACAGAAGAGGCUUGACGGUUCUCUGAACUUCGACCGAGUAUGGAAUGAUUAUAAACAUGGAUUUGGACAAGCUGAUUCGGAGUAUUGGCUAGGAAAUGACGCUAUUUCCAAGCUCACGACAGCGAAUAACAGCUCCUUGUUAGUUUUGAUUACCUUGAACAAUGGGAGAACGUUAUAUGAAACAUAUUACAAUUUUGCUGUAUCCGGGGAGAAUGACAGAUAUCGACUUCAUCUGGGAGGAACAGCUACCGGAACAUUGGGUGAUGGUUUGUUGAAUGUCACUGAUUCUUCUCAGCUGAAUGGAAUGGCCUUCAGUACCCUCGAUAGAGAUAACAGUAAUCAUUGUGCACGUUCAUGGAGAGGUGGCUGGUGGUUCAAUCGUUGCUACAGUGCAUUCCUAAAUGGUCCAUAUCAUACAACUAGAUGGCCAUGGCAUCCAGCAAUUGAUUCUAGUUCUGUCAUAUCCAGAACAUCUAUGAUGAUCAGACGAAAUUAAAAAGAAAAAAAAAAAAAAACAAACAAACAAACAGCGCCCAAAUGUAUCUUUUAUACGCGGAAAAUAUUUUGGACAAAGUGACGCUUUGAAUUUUAUGACCUUACACGUUUAGAUCUGUUGGACCACUGCAUACAAGAAAACAUAUGAGUUGUU
Ostrea edulis (European flat oyster) is the source of this 1778-nucleotide messenger RNA. RefSeq names its product angiopoietin-related protein 1-like. The transcript has 14 exons. Lineage: Eukaryota; Metazoa; Mollusca; Bivalvia; Ostreida; Ostreidae. The record is from RefSeq and is a predicted model, not a curated record. The coding region runs from base 165 to 1625 and encodes 486 amino acids.